Molecule: messenger RNA, 2085 nt
Organism: Priapulus caudatus
Lineage: Eukaryota; Metazoa; Priapulida; Priapulimorpha; Priapulimorphida; Priapulidae
Product: WD repeat-containing protein 60-like
Biological process (GO): intraciliary transport
Cellular component (GO): cytoplasmic dynein complex
Molecular function (GO): dynein heavy chain binding; dynein light chain binding
Source: RefSeq, a predicted model, not a curated record
UCAAGAUCAAGUAGAAGCAGAGAUAAAAGCAAACAUCGGGAUGAUGACAGCAAAAGAAGAGAGCGAAAAAAAGAUCAAGCUGAAAGCAACCACACGGAACCUUUGCUGAUGCGUAGCAGAACUUUUGAAAUUGAGAAAGAAGAAACUGGUGAAAGCAGUGGUAAAGAGGCUAAAACUGAAGAGAAGACAAAAAAGAGAAGGGAUGGUGACGAAGGCAAGGACUUCAACAAAGAGAGGAAGGAAAGAGACAGGGAAAAGAGACAUAGGAAUGAAACGGAAGAAGAACGAAGAAUUAGACAUGAAAAGAGAAAGGAAAGUCGAAGAGAAGAGAAAGAGGAUGAGGAAAACAGAAAACGAAAGGAAGAAGAACUGGAGAAAGCAAAUCUAGUCAAGACACUGGCUGAGAAAGUUGCAGCAGGAAAACAGGAAGAAGAUGAUGAGGAAAAUGGCUACGAUCAAUAUGAAGACGACUUUGAAGAUUACGAUGAUGAUUUUGAGCAGGAUGAUGAUGAAGAGGAAGAGGAUGAGAGUGACCCAGAUGAAACAGCAGAGUCGUCUGUGCCAAGCAGCAUUGCUCAACGAGUGUUGCAGAAAAGUGGCAGUGCAAAGAGCAGUGCUAGCAAUAGCAGUAUUCAGCAAGGAAUGGAGGAUGACUACAGAUCUAGAGUUACACAGAAUUCGCCGAAGACGAACGAGUCGGAUGGCAACAGACCCACGUCCAAGAGAAUGUUCAUCAACUUCUCCUCAGCUAAGCAGAGAGAAAUGAGCAAGCGCAUGGCCAACAAGCAGUGGCAGAGAGCCAUGGAGCUCAGCAAACUCAUCGAGAUGGACUUUGUUGCAUACAACAUCUUCGAGAUGCCUCCCAUUAAGGAGUAUGACAUGUACAUGAGGACAUUCGGUAGCAUGGACACAAAGCAGGCAUAUGUUCAAUCUGAAGAAAUUGCUACAGAGGUAGAGACACAGACCGAGGAAAUAGAUGUAAUAGAGCGAUGGACGCAGCACCCAGCAGAUGGCGUUGUGAGCAGUGGCACUAGCAACACUGCUAAUGAUGAUAUCAGGCUACAGGCAAAACAGGAACCAUAUGAUGCUAUCGGACUGGGAAGGUUUUUGCAGAAUGUUGUCGGGGUUGUUAGUAUUCUGCUGGAUGAAAAUUUUCAUGAUGAGUCCAGCUCUGCUGUAGUCCAGUCCAACUUGAGCUUUAGUGAGAAGUCGAUUGUAAUGGCACAACUGCCAAUUUUAAAAGGUCUGAGUAUCGUGCACUGCACAUUCUCCACCAUGCAGAGCAACUUGUUUCUGACGACACACAGCUCUGCAGGCGUGGAUGCAGAGACCACUGCACCUGGGUUUGUGUGUGUGUGGAACGUAGCUGAGCCCAGCAUGCCAUACAGGUUGCUGGCUUGUAAGGCGCCACCCCUGUGCUCCUGUUUCAGCCCAUAUAAAGCCAACAUGGUGUUUGUGGGUUUGAUCGAUGGCUCACUGGUCGUAUAUGAUCUCGAUGAACCUUCUUCAAUGCAUACAAACAGUCGGCUUGCAGAAAACAGUUUACCGAUUAGACAUUCCACAUACACCACUGCGGCCUUGGAAGACGACAGCCAUCACAGUAGUGUGAGAGCAUUGCUAGCUGUCACUUCACCUUCGGAAAGCUUGGCAGAUUCCGAAGCGGAUUUGCGAGCAGGACUGUCCUACCAGCUCGCUUCGCUCGAGGAACAUGGGGUCCUGUGUCUCUGGGUGGUGGUGGAGCUACAGAGGAGCACACUGCUCGACUUUGACCCGGGCCGUUCUCCCGGAGGUCGCGUGAAACUCGUGAAAAGCUCUGUGAUAAACCUGCUAAGCCUUCUUAGAGAUCAAAGCAUCGGACUUCAAACGCUUGAUAUGAGACUCCUGCCGUCCAAUCCCAACCACUUCUACAUUGUUUGUGAUAGGGGUUUCGUGAUACAUGGCCUCAAGUACGGUGGCAAGGCUGUGCCGAGACUCCAUGGAUCAGUCGACGAGACGAGUACGGGUGCUGAAGCUACGUGCAUCGAUUUCUCGCCGUUCGACCCCAGCUAUUUUCUGAGCCAAUACCUGUGUGAAUGUGAGGAGUAG